Chlorella variabilis is the source of this 726-nucleotide messenger RNA. RefSeq lists its product as hypothetical. The record is from RefSeq and is a predicted model, not a curated record. Lineage: Eukaryota; Viridiplantae; Chlorophyta; Trebouxiophyceae; Chlorellales; Chlorellaceae. Bases 1 to 726 code for a protein of 241 amino acids. The transcript is spliced from 4 exons.
AUGGCGCCCGGCACGCUCCCCGCCUCAGACACCGAUGCAGUCAAGCCCCUGAGCUCCAUCGGCCGCAUCAAGUCGCAAAAGGCGCUGGCCGCCAAGAAGCUGGCGGCGGCGGACGCCAACGGUGACAGCGGCAAGCCGUACGUGCGCGGAGCCAAGGGCCAGCUGGAGGACAUGGAUCGCCUGAUGAAGCUGCCCUGGUGCCAGGAGCUGCUGGCGCAGCCAGGCAUGCAGACGCUGCUGACGUGCGGCGCGAUGAGCAAACCGCCGCAGCCCGGGGAGGUGAACGCCAUCGACCCCGACCAUCUCUUUCUGUCGCUGCUGCGCCAGGACCUCAUCCGUGACCUGCUCUUCCUCUACUCGCCCACCCACCGCACCUUCCACACCCUCAUGUCGGUCGGCCUGGACGUGUGUGGCCACCCCAGCAUCGUGCAUGGCGGCUUCACCUCGGCCAUGAUCGACGAAACGACAGGCGGGCUGGUGUUUGAGCUGAAGAAAGCAGGGGAGCUUGGGGGCGGCCCCGCCUUCACGGCGCGCUUGGAGGUGGAUUACAAGGCCCCCAUCCCUGCCAGCGCCGACGUGGUGUGCACGGCGCGGCUGGAGAAGGUGGAGGGGCGCAAGUGCUGGACAGUGGCCGAGGUCGCGGACCGCCCCGGCGGCACCGUCUAUGCGGUCGGCCGCGCCCUGUACGUUACGCCACGCAGCCAUGCAGCCGCGGAGCAGCAAUGA